This is a messenger RNA of Striga asiatica, 1555 nucleotides long. NCBI's taxonomy places the organism in Eukaryota, Viridiplantae, Streptophyta, Magnoliopsida, Lamiales, Orobanchaceae. The record is from the annotation of a GenBank genome assembly.
AAAAAAAAGCUGUCUUUUUUUAUGGAUGUGAUGAAAAAUCAAGAUUUUGUCGCUCCACCCUCGAAAUGCAUGGAUCGACCAGCUAACAAGAAGAGGCUUUAUCAAGUUUGGAAGGGUCGCAACAGAUUUUUUUGCGGAGGACGAUUGGUCUUUGGUCCUGAUGCAGGAUCGAUCCUCUUGUCUACCUUCCUGAUUGGUGGGCCCGCAUUGACAUUCUGUGUCCGACUGUUUUUGAAGAUUCAUGAGCUUGAUUACUUAUACGGGCAUAUUGUAUUAGGUGUGGCAAUUGUUCUAACCAUUUUGGACUUGACUUUUCUCUACAUGACAUCUGCGAGAAAUCCCGGGAUAAUUCCUAGAAAUCGACAGCCGCCAGAUAUAGACAGCACGUCGAACUCCAUUACAUCAAUAGACUGGAUAACCUCGGCAACCCCAGACCUUAAACUACCGAGAACAAAGAAUGUUUUAGUAAACGGGCACACGGUUAAGGUUAAGUAUUGCGACACGUGUUUGUUGUAUCGCCCGCCACGCGCUUCCCACUGCUCGAUUUGCAACAAUUGUGUCCAAAGGUUCGAUCAUCACUGUCCGUGGGUUGGCCAAUGCAUUGGAGCUAGGAACUACAGGACAUUCAUCUUGUUUGUUUCGACGUCAACAAUCUUGUGCGUAUAUGUGUUUACAUUUUCGUUGUUGCACAUCCUCAAAGAACCGGGUAGUCUAUUAACGGUCAUGUCUUGUGACAUUGUCUCGGUUAGUUUAGUCGUUUAUUGCUUCAUUGCCGUGUGGUUUGUUGGCGGGCUUAGCGUCUUCCAUUUCUAUCUCAUGUCCACCAAUCAGACGACAUAUGAGAACUUCCGAUACCGAUACGACAAAAAGGAAAACCCGUACAACAAAGGCAUGCUUCGAAACCUAAAGGAAGUGCUUUUAUCUAAAACGGCCCCUUCGUUGGUCAAAUUUCGGGAAUGGGUUGUCGAAGAAGAAGACGAGUCAGUUAUAGAAUCCGUGACGAAAAAAUACGGUGGGGACUGCAAGAAGUCAAAGGGGAAAGUUGACUUGGAGCUCGGUAUUAAUUAUGAAAAGGAUGGGAAAACGAUUCCGGAUAUACUAAAGAACUUGGAUUAUAACGGGAUAGACGAUAGCUUGAGAAAGGACAAUGGCGGGGAAAUUGAUGGCCUCGACCCUUUUUUCUCUCCUCGUUCUCACGAAGAAGAAAAUCAUAAAAAUCGAGAUAGUACCGUGGAUCAUGAUGAUGAUGAUGAUGUGUUCGACUACAUGUCGGUUUUUUUUUCGUUUGAGGACUAAAGAUUUUGAAGAUUCGAGGAGUGGAUAAUGAAUUCUCGUAGGCAAAAGUCUCUCUUGCUUUUUGAUUUUUUCCGAAGGACUGCACAAGGUGCGAUCGAUCUAAAUUGUUGUUGCAUUGUGAGAAAAUGAAUAAAAGUUGUGAAGAAUCUUGUAAAUUCAUGUUCAUAUUUUUUUUUUUCUUUUAAAUGUCCACAACAAAAUUUGUGUUUCUAUUUUUCUUUCUUGGCUUCAUAGAAUAGCAAUGGUUGUAAUAUCUUUG